AUGACGGAAAUCAGCGAGAAGGAGAACGAGCCGCAAAACCGAGACCUUCACCGACCACAGGCUACCGUGCCCAGCCAACCUGAAUCAAAGUUGCAGCGAUUGAAGCGCUCCCUGUCCUUCAAAUCAGUCAUGCGCAGCAAGAGCGUGGACAACUUUUUCCAGCGAAGUAACGGCGAAUCCCGCCCUCCCUCAGCCCUCAUCACCACACCUCCACCCCCGCCAUCUCCUCCCCCCUUCUCCGAAUCCCCACUGGCCUAUGAGCGCUCUCCCUCCCAUUCCCCGUCUGUCAGUCCCAACCCCUCGUUGACAUCGCACUCACCUUCUGUCAGUCCCUCGCUGUCUGUGACCUCCAAAAACCAGCCAAAGUCUCAGGCCCAGCCGGUGCAACCGGUCAAGACCCACUGUUUCCAAGAGCACGUCUUCCGUAGGCCUACCAGCUGCCAGCGAUGCAAACACAUGAUCCAAGGGAACUCCAAGCAGGGACUGCGUUGUAAAGCCUGUAAGCUGGCGGCCCACCUCUGGUGCUCGUCGGAGCUCUCACUGCAGCCCUGUAAUGGCAAGACAGGAGCUUUCAAGAGGAACUUCAGCUCUCCUCUGCUAAACACCGAUGUGUUGGGUGUGGUCAGAGAGGCCCCUGCUGCCCAGGAGGCAGAUAAUGUUGACCCUGUGUAUGAAGCACUGCGCUAUGGAACGUCGCUGGCUCAGAUGAGUCGCUCAAGCUUCGGCAGUAUCUCUGAGUCACCGUGUCAUGAGGUGGAAAAACUGCAAGACAAACUAGAAAACCAGCCAAUAGCUGAAGAGGAGCACAUCCCAGGAAUGCUCACCCCUCCUGAAAGCGAGAAGGCUGAUUCAGAAGACAGGGUCAGCCUGAAGACUCCGAAGAGAGUAGAGGUUCACUCCAUCCACACCUAUGUGGCUCUCUACAAGUUUUUGCCUCAGGAGAAGAACGACUUGGAACUACAGCCUGGUGACAGAGUUCAAGUCACAGAUGACUCCAACGAGGACUGGUGGAAGGGGAAAAGCAGAGACAAGGUGGGACUGUUCCCGGCCAACUUUGUGCAGCGGGUCCGCCCUGGUGAGCGGGUGUGGAAGGUCACCGCUGGUUUCCAUGGCAACCGAGACAAAGGCCAGAUGACUGUGAAAGAGGCCCAGAUCUGUGUGGGGAAGAACGAGGAGACUGACGGUUUCCUCCGGCUGAGCAGCGGGAAGAAGAGAGGCUUGGUGCCUGUGAUGUAUCUGCUAGAAAUAUGACGGCAGCGCACUUCUCUUUGCCCCUCAGUUUGAUAA
Chelmon rostratus (copperband butterflyfish) is the source of this 1287-nucleotide messenger RNA. RefSeq names its product SH3 and cysteine-rich domain-containing protein 2-like. The coding region runs from base 1 to 1251 and encodes 416 amino acids. The record is from RefSeq and is a predicted model, not a curated record. NCBI's taxonomy places the organism in Eukaryota, Metazoa, Chordata, Actinopteri, Chaetodontiformes, Chaetodontidae. Gene Ontology annotation, cellular component: extrinsic component of cytoplasmic side of plasma membrane. Gene Ontology annotation, biological process: positive regulation of voltage-gated calcium channel activity; positive regulation of protein localization to plasma membrane; skeletal muscle contraction. Gene Ontology annotation, molecular function: protein binding. The transcript has 11 exons.